Messenger RNA from Columba livia (rock pigeon), 1244 nucleotides. RefSeq names its product claudin 10 (gene CLDN10). Gene Ontology annotation, cellular component: bicellular tight junction; plasma membrane. Gene Ontology annotation, molecular function: structural molecule activity. Bases 394 to 993 code for a protein of 199 amino acids. Gene Ontology annotation, biological process: cell adhesion; bicellular tight junction assembly. The record is from RefSeq and is a predicted model, not a curated record. The transcript is spliced from 5 exons. Lineage: Eukaryota; Metazoa; Chordata; Aves; Columbiformes; Columbidae.
CCACUGGAGAUCAAAGCGAAAAGAAUGAAUACCCUAAUAGUGGAAGCACAUUGUCAUUUUAAAUGAGAUGUAACAAGAGGCUAUGAAGAAAAGCAUCUUGUCAUGGUUAUUCACCUGUGUAAGAUUGCUGUGUUCCACCCUGUAAGCAGUGAUACAGGAUUAUCGCAGUCUUUCCAUUCCAAGAUGUUCUCGGAAGGCACAAGAGGCCAACAGGUUGUCCUGUUGGAACGCCCUGCCUCUGGGAGGUCCCGCUCAGAGCAGCCUCAGCCAUCUCAGCAGAAUCGCCUGUGGCUAAACCCAGCCACACUGGUCCAGGCUUAAGCAUGGCAGAAGUUUACCUCAAAGGGUUCCUGCUGUCCAUGAAGCUGAACGCAUAUUUGACUUUCUUGCAGAAUGAGGGCUGUCUUGGCUCUAAAUCGAAUCAGUGGCACGUCCAGGCAGGCUCAGGACUCCACCCAGGGUCAGCGCUGCCCAUCUGCUGCCGUCGUAUUGCACCCGCAACACACACGCACAACAAGACUGACAUGUUACAUCCAAGCCUGCAGAGGACUGAUGAUCUCCGCUGUCUGCCUGGGCUUCUUUGGAGCUGUUUUUGGACUGGUCGGGAUGAAGUGCACAAAAGUUGGAGGCUCUGAUCAGACCAAAGCAAAAAUAGCUUGUUUAGCUGGACUGAUUUUCAUACUCUCUGGUUUGUGCUCUAUGACUAGUUGUUCCCUGUAUGCAAACAGGAUUACGUCUGAGUUCUUUGAUCCUACUUUUGUUGCACAAAAGUAUGAAUUAGGAGCAGCUUUGUUCAUUGGAUGGGCUGGAGCUUCGCUCUGCAUAAUUGGUGGCAGUAUAUUCUGCUUCUCCAUAGCUGAAAACAGUAAUUCUCCAAGGAGGGGGUAUGCAUAUAAUGGAGCCACAUCUGUGAUGUCUUCUCGUACAAAGGUCCAAAACAGUGUCCCAGACAAAACCCCACCAAAGCACUUUGACAAGAAUGCUUAUGUUUAAUUGUACUGUUGGAAGAUUCAAGGCAUUAUAAAAGUGUUUGUACGUUUCAUUCAGAGUGAUUUCCCCCCAAUCCAAUGUAAUUACCACUAAGACAAUGACUUUUUAAAACAUUAACUUGCAGCUUUUUACAUAUUGAUGUAAAUUUUAGUACAUACUAUUUUAAGAUUGAUAUUGGUAUUGUAAAGUUUAUAUCUGGAAAUCAUGAGCUGAUGUUGCUUUCUGGAGAAAAAAUAAAUGGGGUAUUUACCAAA